Dichomitus squalens LYAD-421 SS1 is the source of this 927-nucleotide messenger RNA. RefSeq lists its product as uncharacterized. NCBI's taxonomy places the organism in Eukaryota, Fungi, Basidiomycota, Agaricomycetes, Polyporales, Polyporaceae. The record is from RefSeq and is a predicted model, not a curated record. The coding region runs from base 1 to 927 and encodes 308 amino acids. The transcript has 5 exons.
AUGACUGUCAAUACCGACGGUACGACUGCAGGCUCUCCUACACCUCGCGACCCGAAGGCGUUCCCUAUUGACGAGAGAGCCUUCAAACGCCUCAAACCCGAAGACCUCCAAUUCAUUAAGAACUUGACUGGUCUCACGGACGACGAAGCCCUUGAGAAGCAUGUCGUGAGCUUGCAGAAGGAGGCAUAUGAGAUAUACCCUUACCAGUGCAUCCGAUUCUACUCAUUUGCAACGACGAGAAUACCGCUUGUACCAAAUUAUGCCCAUGUCGUGAAACUUGGACAGGAACGCGAAGAUGCUAUUCUCCUUGACGUUGGAUGCUGCUUCGGAUCGGAUAGCCGGAAAGUCGCUGUAGACGGAUGGCCGGCAAAGAACAUCGUCGCCACUGACAUUCACGGAGAUUAUUGGAACCUGGGUCACAAACUCUUCCGAUCUAGCCAGGAAACCUUCCCUGCAACCUUCCUCGCAGGGGACUGCUUGAAUCCGGAUUUCGUCGGGGACUCUUCUCCCCUCAAGUCCGGAGGGCCAGCUGAGGUUCCGAGGCCGACGCUCUCAACGCUCACGACACUCGCGCCUCUCCGUGGACAUGUCUCCGCGAUCCACAUCGGCAACGUCUUUCAUCUAUUCACUGAAGAGCAGCAGGCCUACCUCGCGCGAGUCCUCGCUGGGCUGCUGUCCUUUGAACCAGGAUCGAUCAUUGUUGGCUCUCACAGUGCAAGCAACGUGAAGGGUUUCAGAACCUCCUUCUAUGGAGGGAGCGCGAUCACCCAGUUCUGUCACUGCCCGGAGAGCUGGACGGCAUUGUGGGAUGGAGAGGUGUUCGAGAAGGGCACGGUCAAGGUUGACACGAAAUUAUACGAGCACAAGGACGCACUUGGGGCCGGUAGUGGGUUUUACGGCUUGUCCUGGUCCGUAAUGAGGGUCUGA